CAAACCCCAAUAUUGACAGCCCAAAUCCGUGGGGCUCUGCUUGUCUUUUUUCCGCCUUCGUUUUUUGCAGUCAAUUCUUUCGGAAGCAUCGCGAAGAACCGCCCAUCUCCCCCCUCAACUAAUCCGGCUCCCCUUCCAGCGGAAAGUCAGUCAAGAUGACCACACCGGCACUUAACAAGAUUGCGGCGAACAGCCCGUCGCGUCAGAACCCCUCGGAGCUGGAGACCAGCAUCGCUGGCGCCCUUUACGACCUCGAGACCAACACUGCCGACCUGAAGUCUGCUCUGCGCCCUCUGCAGCUCGUCUCUGCCCGUGAGAUCGAGGUUGGCAACGGCAAGAAGGCUAUUGCCAUCUUUGUCCCCGUCCCUUCCCUGCAGGGCUUUCACCGUGUCCAGCAACGCCUCACCCGUGAGCUGGAGAAGAAGUUCUCGGACCGCCACGUCCUGAUCCUGGCCUCGCGCCGCAUCCUGCCCCGUCCCAAGCGCUCCAACCGCUCGCGCAACACCCAGACCCAGAAGCGCCCCCGCUCGCGCACCCUGACUGCCGUCCACGAUGCCAUCCUGACCGACCUCGUCUACCCCGUCGAGAUCGUCGGCAAGCGUCUCCGCACCAAGGAGGACAACAGCAAGGUCCUCAAGGUCAUCCUGGACGAGAAGGAGCGCGGCGGCGUCGACUACCGCCUUGACACCUACUCCGAGGUCUACCGCCGCCUCACCGGGCGUGUUGUCGUUUUCGAGUUCCCCCAGGCCGGCGCUACCGACUACUAGGCGACGCUGUCUGUCUGGGUUGGGGUAGCAUCUCUGGUCUUUUUUUUUAUGAGGGGAUCCUUAUCGUCACGGGGCGGGGUUCCACGGGAUGUGGACGGGACUGCUCUUUUACCUCGGCUCUUUUGCCUCCUGAAUUGCAUUGAGUUCGGGGUACCGCUAAAAAGGGAAUCGGCGUCUAGUUUAGCUUGUCACUAAAAUACAAGCUGGGUGUUUUCAUGAUACCUUUUCGGGUUUGGGAAUUCAAAAAAUAACAAAUUCAACAAAACCGAUGGGGGGUAUCUUGUCAACCGUGCUAUUACAUGUGCCAUA
Molecule: messenger RNA, 1076 nt
Organism: Gaeumannomyces tritici R3-111a-1
Lineage: Eukaryota; Fungi; Ascomycota; Sordariomycetes; Magnaporthales; Magnaporthaceae
Product: 40S ribosomal protein S7
Exons: 3
Coding region: 156-767 (203 amino acids)
Biological process (GO): rRNA processing; ribosomal small subunit biogenesis; translation
Cellular component (GO): ribosome; cytosolic small ribosomal subunit; small-subunit processome
Molecular function (GO): structural constituent of ribosome
Source: RefSeq, a predicted model, not a curated record